This is a messenger RNA of Anopheles aquasalis, 5549 nucleotides long. Its product is annotated as nyctalopin-like. Gene Ontology annotation, molecular function: protein binding. NCBI's taxonomy places the organism in Eukaryota, Metazoa, Arthropoda, Insecta, Diptera, Culicidae. The record is from RefSeq and is a predicted model, not a curated record.
GGAAUCGGGAAUCGAUUGAAGAGUGUUGCAUUGGUUGCCGGUGACUGCGGCGGCGAAACCCGUUGAACGCGAACGAAUUGCGAAACGAGAACAAUCCAAUUCAAGCAAAUUAGCUGUCCACCGAGUGUCGGAGUGUUUGUUUUGGUCGCUGGAGUCGCUGGUUGGCUUUCUACUAUUGCCCCUACACCCAAGAGCUCAGAGGCCGAGCACAGGUGCUGCAGCUGCCUUGGUUUCUGCCAAUGUUUGUUUUAUGCUAAUCGCGUUUAAUUGAAUGCACGGAACGGUGUGUCUGUGCCCUGUUGGUGUGUUCGUUUGCCAUUUUCCAUCCUUUCAAAUGCUGGCCCAUUGCUGUUUUAGUUGCUGCAAAAGUUUUUUCCUGAUUUUCCGUGUUGGUUUCCGAUUCGUGGCGUGUUAGUGCCCCGGUUGCUAGUGCCCACGUGUUCGCGGUGUUGUCGUCGCGGCUGUUUUUGGGUGAAAUUAUGCGUAGCCUCACCCCCCCCGGGGGCGGGUAACGGGCAUCAAGUGCGGCGACGAGUGUUGCGAAAGUGAUAAGCAGCGGCAACCGCGCGUGUGUGAUGCAGUGCUGAACGCAGAUUUAUGCAAACAAAACAACCCAGAGCGCGACGAGAGGUCGAAAACACAUGUUUCCUCCGGUGGCACUCUAAACUCUGGCCCCACGAGGAGUGAAACCGGGUGCAAGUGGAACCGCCAGUACAGUGACAUGGUCGUGCCUGGUAAACAGAUGAUCGAUUGAAAACGGCGCAUCACAAUCAGUGGCUUAAGAGAGGAAGUCAGUCGCCGUUUUGAUGACUUGUGUCUUGAGAGAGUUCCGUUCUGUUUGCUUUUGACUCACUGCGGCCGGCUGUCUCGGGGCAAGAUAAGAGGAACGCGGGAAGCAGAACAGCAAGCAAGCAGCAGCAGCAGCAGCAGCAGGUUCUUCGCGUAAACCGCAAACAAUCGGAUGCAUUUAGUGUAGAUGCAAAACAUCCGUUUUGAAGCGCGGAUUGGUGGAACGGGAACGGGCACGGGAACAGGAAGUUAAACGGUUCCAUGUGACGACCAGCGAUCGCCAGCUUUCCGUUUUGCCGGUCAUCAUUCAGCUUCAGCUGGACGUGUAACGUGCUUCAACCUUCCCCCCGUGAGAAGAAGAGGCGGCCCCAAACCACUGGCCAAACGGCGGAUUUUCGGCGACGCACCACCAUUCCGUGAUGAGCGUCAGUGACUAAUGAACGAACGAGCCUAACCGGGACGAAAGUGAAGAGCAGAAGGAAAAGCGAAGUUCAUAAAUAAGUAACGUCCCAGUAAGCGUUGACGAAGCGUUGACAGCAGCAGCAGUUCGGUAAAGUUUUGUCCGGUUCGACUGUUUUCGGAGAAGUUCACGCAGAUCGACUAAACGCCGGCCACCCAUUAGGUCCCAGGCCGACGGAACAGGGACCCCAAAUCGAAUCCUGUGACAUUCGAGAUGCCAAACGUAAGACAAACGUGAAGCACUGCCAAGAGACUGCCUGUCUUUGCUGCCCUGCCCUGAACGCCCACGGUACACGGCUGGCCGAGGAUCGCUCGCCGGCGGACAACAAAUCUGCCGUCAUCUCGCGACCGUGCGCACGAUCACGUCAAACCUGAACGCGUGACAACCAUGACAACUAGCGUGAUGGCGGUGAGCAAUGGAAGGGCAAGGUGGCGAUACCGUCACCAUCGUCGGUCUACCAUCGCCAACGGCCAGUCGCUGCUGGUGGCCACCACAACGACAACGAUGAUGCUGCUGCCGCUGCUGCUGGUGCUGGCGCUGCUACUGCCGACGGCCACGGACGCCUUCUGUCCGUCGCUCUGCACAUGCGAGAGCGAUCGCUAUCUGCGGACGGCUUGCAUCAACGCAUCGCUCGAGGUCGUCCCGAUCCAGCUGAACCCGGACGUGCGCUACAUCAACCUGACGGCCAAUCAGAUCACCAACGUUCACUUUACGCUGUCGUUCUACUAUCAGCUCGAGUCACUCGAUCUCUCCCACAACCGGAUCGAUACGCUCGGUUCCAAGAACUUUGAGGCGCAGGAAAAACUCCGAACGCUCAACGUGAGCCACAAUGUGCUGCAAUCGCUCGCGAAGGAUGCAUUCCGGGGGCUGAAGCGACUCGAACUGCUUCAACUGAGCGACAAUCAGCUGGAGCAGAUACAUCCGACGGCUUUCGGGACGCUGGUGAGCUUACGGCGGCUCGAGCUACGCAACAAUCGGCUAGUGAGCUUCGAGUACGGUGUCCUGAAACCACUGACUGCCCUUGAGACACUGCUCCUGGACAACAAUCAGCUACUGGAGGUACCGUACGAGGGCAACCUGGAGCACCUGCGAUCAUUGGCCCAUCUCGAACUGUCCACCAAUCUGAUCGAGUUCAUCGGGAACGAUAGCUUUUGUGCGUUACACGAACUGCGGACGCUACGGAUCGCUGGCAAUGUGUUGAUGGAGCUGGAUCACGGUGCCUUCCAGGGGUUGACCGCACUCCAGCUCAUCGAUCUCGCGGAUAACAAUCUAACGACCAUCCCCACGGCGCAGCUGUCGAAGCUGUACAACCUUACCACGCUGACGCUGAGCGGCAACUCGUUCGUGCGGCUACCGGCCGUUGCAUUCCGGAGCCUGUUCCAGCUCCGGGAGCUGCAUCUCGACCGAUUGGACCGGCUGGAGCACAUCGAUACGAGAGCUUUCAUCGACAACACGCACCUGCAGGUGCUGACGCUCGAUGACAACCCUUCGUUCGAGUCACUCCCGGUGCGUCUAUUCCACGGCAAUCCCCAUCUGAUCGACAUCUCGAUGCGACGGAACGCGCUACUAACGCUCGAUGCCGUUCAGUUCCCGCUCGAUCGUCUGCAGCGGUUGAAACUUGCCGGCAAUCCGCUCGUCUGCAACUGUACGAUCCGCUGGCUGUGGCGAUUGGUAACCGGUACGAUCGACGAAAACGAUGAAGAUGAUGCCGAUGGUGUGGCAUUCUUGGGGCGACCACCACCGGACUCGAACCUUACGACCGUUCUGUUGCUCGAUAAGGAUGAGAUCGGGUGUGAUUUGAACGAGGAUGGACUGGUGACGCGUCGUACGCUCCGGAACAUGUCCGAAAGUGACAUCAACUGUCCGGCUCAUCUGGCCACUGUGUUGAGUGUGUUGCUGGCCCUUGUGCUACUCCUGCUCGUUGCUGGUGCCGUUCUCGUGUAUCGACGGCGUGCCCGUGAACGCAAGAAGAUCCUUCAGGAGCGCAAAAAUGUACACGAACGGAUUGUACCACAGAAGGUGGAUAAACUGGAGCUAGAACGGUAUCUGGCGCAGCAGGUCCUUUCGAACGAUUAUCGUGAACUACGACCGACCGCUGGUUGUGCUGAUCUACCGGUACGCUACGAUCUAAAGUAUCCGGAUCAAACGGCCCAUCAAACGCCGGUCGGUGAGCCACCGAUGCCGAUACCGGUCGAUGCAGACUCAGAUCAUUACGAAAACAUUGAUUAUCUGCAGCAUCAACGGGUGCUCGGUAAUGGAUCGGCUACGAUCGGGCCUGCCGGUAGCAUCACCAACCCGUUCCAUCAGCUGCAGCAACUGCAACAUCAGCAGCAGCAACAUCCGUACCACUACACUACGCACCAUGCACCACGCUCGAUACCUGCCACGACGACGACAACGACGACGAUGCAGCAUCAUCCGCACAAGUACGCACACCAGAACCACCACCACCAUCAUCAGCUGCAACAUCAGCUGCAUCCACAGCACGCCCAUAAUAAUGCUGUUGAUCAGCAAUCGGUCAAGGUAACGAACACGCUACCGGCGUCGGCGCCAUCGAACCACCACCAUCACCAUCAGCAACGCAGUCUCAACAACUAUUCGCCCAAUUUUUUCAUCUACGUGCUCUACUCGCACUUUGUGCUCGUACUGUUGGCGUUAUGAUGAGGCAAAUGCCUUCUCCGCUGUGUCGUAAGGCCAUAAAAGGACUGGCUUCCCAUCUCUCGGUGUUUCUCUGUUAAGAAAAGGCUAGUAAGAGGUAUGAGGUACGUUAGUUGAAAUGUUGCUGAAGCUGAAUUCUACCGCAAACCCCCCCUGGAAUUUGUUUUGUCGGAUUCGACUUCGUUUACUAUUGCGCCAUAUUAGUGAGUAAGGUUAGGUUGCUUUUAGCUACCGGUUUAAGCUUCAAAACUUCAUUUUUUCCUUCUUCUCUUCUUAUUGUAGCAAAACGGUGAUUUAUUUUUGAAGCAAUGAAGUGCAGAGCAGCUUCCGAAUUUGCCAUUCUAGUGCUAGUGUUCUCGUUUCGCAGCCUUUUACUACCGAUAUCGCCUUAAAAAUGCCUCUAAUUUUCCUCUGUUAACGCUCUAAUUGUCUCUGUUCUUACCUCGUUACUAAUGAUUGUGCAAUCGUGCUUAGCUCUUGAUUUAAGUUCUUUUAGCAUAAAUGUUUCGUUCUACACCAAGUAAUUGGUUCCAGAGUCUGUAACGAAUGUUCUGGAAUCCACUGUGCGAUCUUCCUCGAAAAACGCUCAUCCCCUUCUACUUCCUUUUUGCGCUUACACUCGCGCCCAGCCCAGGUUCUGUACAGUAGAUAGAGAUAAUUUAUAUUUUCCUAACCAAUUUAACUAACGGCAACAGAAGGUAAAACGAGCCAGAACGCGAGGCAACCUGGCAUGCAUGAUAGAACACCCUGGGUGGUGCAAGAAAAGAAUGAGGGAAACAUUGAGAAAGAUUUGCAAUAAAUUAUCCCCUUCCCUCGUUUUUUUGUACAGAUUAAACCCCCCGUGAGCUACUAUAAAGAGAUAUACAUAAAUAGUUAUAUAAAUGUAUUCACCUAUCCCUCGUGCUCCCCUCCGUUUUUGAUACAGAACGCCCUGCCCUCCCCCGCCCUCCCAGGGAAAGCGAAACCGAAAAAAACAAAAACCCGAAACUUUAUAAAAGACAAGUAGCUAUAUAUAAACAUAGAUAUACCGAUUAACGUUUUCUUCGCGGGAAUAAAGUAAAAAAAAAACAAGAAGCCAGAAAAAAUCGAACAAAAAACCACGAACCCGAGCAAUAAACCUACCUUUGUAAGAGAUGUAUAAACACCUUCCCUGCACGAAUUGAGUCACAGAUGAGUAAACAAAAGCACGUUGGAAGGAGCAGCAAAAAGCCGAAGCGCACGACGAUAGGCUCGAGCGUUUGGUCGAGAUUCGCUUGAUAUUUUGUCACUUUUUCAUGAAACCUUUCGAACUGAAACCGCAGCUAAAUCUGGGAGAACGAAUCGGGGGCAUAAUUAUGCAAAGCUAGAAAAUAUAAAACAUAAAAUUCGAAACGAAAACAAGAGCGAGAGAGUGAGAGUGUAGGGACGGAAAAGCGCAAGGGAAAACUGUGAAACGAUAACAAAACAAAUAGGAAAACAACCGGUGAGCGUGUGAUGGGAAGGAAGAAAACUUAUAAUAUUAAACAGCUAAAAGGUAAAAAAGGAAAACAGAAAAGAAAAUGUGUUAAAACUGAGUUGUUAUAAGACUGAGCGGACAAAACAAAAGAGAAAACUAAAAACAAAAACAAACCGGUGGCUAAAGACAAGAGGGAAUAAAUUUGAC